Messenger RNA from Gadus chalcogrammus (walleye pollock), 552 nucleotides. RefSeq lists its product as uncharacterized. The coding region runs from base 37 to 267 and encodes 76 amino acids. The record is from RefSeq and is a predicted model, not a curated record. The transcript has 3 exons. Lineage: Eukaryota; Metazoa; Chordata; Actinopteri; Gadiformes; Gadidae.
CUGCUGCUCUCAAGUCUCAUUCACCUCUGAACCAACAUGAAGGCCUACCUGCUGUUACUGCUCCUGCUCCCGGUCUGCCUGGCUGACUUCACGAUCCAGUGCUAUGGAGAAGACCACCUGAUGGUCCGGAACCAGGUCCUGAGCUGCAGCAGCAGAACCCAGCAGGCCUGCUACACCCGGGUGACCGGAGAGAAGGGCUGUGCUCGUCUGGACCUGUGUGAGCGUCAGGGCUGGAAGUGCUGCUUCACCAGCCUCUGCAACGCCUGAACGGAUCGCAGGGCUGCUCCUCUGGUCGGCUCCUCUGGUCGGCUCCUCUGGUCGGCUCCUCUGGUCGGCUCUUCUGGUCCUUCUCCUCAAUUCACCUGGACCUGACGUCUGUUCUGUCUGCCUUCAUCUUAUCGGACAAGAAGCUCAGCUAACUAGAGCUCAGCUGACUAGAGCUGAGCUUACUAGCGCUCAGCUAACCAGCACCCAGCUAAUCAGUGCUUAGCUUACUAGAUUCAAGCAAACCUUUAUUCUGAUGUAUUUGAGUGAAAUAAACUGAUGAAAGUG